Molecule: messenger RNA, 390 nt
Organism: Mesorhabditis spiculigera
Lineage: Eukaryota; Metazoa; Nematoda; Chromadorea; Rhabditida; Rhabditidae
Source: the annotation of a GenBank genome assembly
AUGGGUUCCCAGCUGUUGAUCGUCUUCGCCUCGUCGGCCCUGGUGGCGUUGGUCUUUGCCGGCAUCAAGACCGACAUCCUCAUCCGGAAGGGCAGCUGCUCGCCAGGGCAUCAAGUCGUUGCGGGCGAUGACAAGUAUCGCGUGGCUUUGAUGGAAAUCGACCUCGCCAAGAAUGAUCAGAUUGACGACCAGUACGACGGGGAUGUCAGGCGCUACGAAGGAGAAUUCUUCAUCGGGCAAAACAUCACCGACGCCUGCCAUUUACACUAUGACAAGUGGACCGGUGACAAGGUGGAAAGAGGCCUUAAUAGCCCGUGCACGUCAUGCUGUGAUUGGCAACAUUGCGAUGGGAACAGCUACAUCCUGAACGAGGACUACAAAUACAAACUA